Messenger RNA from Xenia sp. Carnegie-2017, 1606 nucleotides. RefSeq lists its product as uncharacterized. Lineage: Eukaryota; Metazoa; Cnidaria; Anthozoa; Malacalcyonacea; Xeniidae. The record is from RefSeq and is a predicted model, not a curated record. The transcript has 2 exons. Bases 165 to 1124 code for a protein of 319 amino acids.
AUGGCAGGAAGAUGUGUUAGAUAUUGAAUUUUUCCUCGAAUCAAUAAAAUCUAGGUUCGCGAAUUACAUGAUUCUUAAUUAUUCGAACAUUUCGAAUUAUGGUUUUUGUUUUUAAUUGUUGCAGUUUACAGUAAGGCAUAAUUCAAAGAGGGUGUAAAAAUACCAUGAUGUCAAAGGAUGACGAUAAAUGUUCUGAGCUCAAUCCAAUAGCACAAGUCAUUCUUCAAGGUCUUUAUGACAAGAAUAGUCCCUUGCAUCUUUUGGUUGGUCAUCACUUCAUUCUCAAAGCAAUAUGGCAAGAUAUUAUAACUUACUACAAAUCAAGGAUCAAGUUUGGGAAUGACUAUGAUAUUUAUUGUGUGAAAGUCAAAUGGGGCCAUAGUUACACAGCCUUAGAUUCUCGUUCCGAUUGGUUUGUCCAUUUUCCACAACCAAGUGAUAUCAAUAUCAACAUGAUGCCAUUUGUUAUGGCAAGGUCAUUCAAGGAAUCUCAAUUGGAGAGACAUCUUCAAGAGUAUUGGGAUGAAAUAAUAUCUCAAUGUAUUACGCAUAAAGAAUUGGGGAAAAUUGGAUAUCUUACAAUCCAUGAAAGUUAUGUGGAGAAAGGCAAUUCUCAACGCAGGCCUGGUAUUCACACUGAAUCUCCUGGACUGUUGCUACUUCAGGGAGGCAAAGGAAGAUUGCAUACUACAUCAAAGUUUUUUGGAUGGGGACACGGUUUGGUGACCACCAGACAAGAGUUACAAGGAGGGAUAUACAUGGUCUCGAAUGUUCCCAACUCUUGUAAAGUAUGGAACUGUAAGAUUCUGCCACCAGAAGACAACUGCUCUCCAGAUGCUGUUGGUGAACAUGGUAACAUUGAGCAUCUUCGAUCAUUUAUAAAUGCUAAAAGUGAAAUGAUGCAGGCAAACACAAUGUAUUGGAUAACAGAUCGCACACCACAUGAAGCUUUGCCUCUUGUUAAACAAACAUAUAGACAGUAUGUGAGAGUUGUUACCAGUCAAGUGUCCUAUUGGUAUGAGGAUCAUAGCACAAAAAAUCCUCUUGGUGUCCUUCCAGAUCCCAAAAUCACAACAAUUGUUAAAGGAUCGAAGUUUGAUGGCACUUGUUAUAUUGCUGAUUAAUAAUUUUGAAAUGGUGCCUAAUACUGAGAUGGUCAAUAACAACUGAGCCAAAAACACCCAAAUAAAAACAAAAGUAUUGACGAAUAUUGAUAAUUUGUUGUGUAUCUACGCAUUAAGUUUGUGUAUGUAGUUAAUGCAUGAUACUUCAAGGGAAAUCAUAUGAGACCAGUUGCAUAACACAACCACUUUGAUCCUUCGUUAGUUAGCCAUCGGUGGCCCCCCAGUGUUCCACUAUAAAAUAGGUUGAAUGAUUGUACUAAUUAUUUUACAUUUCCUCUUUGUACAACUUGUGGUUACAUAAUGCAAUUUUACGUAUAUUUUUAAUUAGAGACAAAUUGGCAAAAAAAGUAGACAAUUCUAAAUCUUUUGUAGACUAUAAAAAGUCUCGUAUACUUAUGAUAGAAUGGGUACUUUAACAUCCACAGCACAAUUGUAACUAAAAACAAACAGUAACUAAACAAAAAACUGAAGAGCAGCAAAAA